Molecule: messenger RNA, 1227 nt
Organism: Meloidogyne enterolobii
Lineage: Eukaryota; Metazoa; Nematoda; Chromadorea; Rhabditida; Meloidogynidae
Source: the annotation of a GenBank genome assembly
UUGGGACAGAAAUUUGUAUACUAUAAUGAGGUGUGUCUUAAUUCCUUUCAACUUCACGGGCGUAUCGAGGGGUUUUGAGGAGCUGACAUGGCUUAGAGCGUGCCCGCUUAGAGAUACUUAGAGCGUGUCCGCAAAUACUUGUCCGCAAAUUUCAGAUAAAUAAAUUAAAAAAUUAAUUAAUUAUAGAGAAACUACCAAAAAAUCUUUUAAAAAAUUUUCAAAAUCCAAACAAAAAAUUAUGUCAAUUCCAAAAACUAUUUUAAAUAUUUUAGUUUUUGUUGUCAUAGUUUUAAAUCUUGUUGAUUGUAUGAGGAACAAAGGAAAAACGCCUGAGGAAGUACCAAGUUUACCGAACAAGCCUUCUUCGAAAAAAUUUCUGAAUUUAGGAGGUCCAGGGAAAGACAAACAACAGUCAGGGCUUAAAAUUGAAGUGCCUGAAGAAGUACAAGUACCCCUUCUGCAGAAUAAACCUUCGAAAAAAUUUCUGAGAAAGACUCAGUCAAGUAUAGCAGAAGGCAAACAACAAAUGUUAAGCCCUAAAAGUCAUCCUCUUUAUCGAACAAAAUCGGAACCACAGUCUUCCGGCUACACGUCCUUAAACUCUCCCGGCUCUCCUCUAAAUAAAUCUCCCUUAAAGAGACAUGCCAGCGAAAGUUCAACACGUAUUGGAUAUUUAACUACAACAUGUGGUGAUUGUAUUGACGGUGUUGUAAAUUGUAUUGAAACUUGUAAAGGAACUGGAAAACCGGAAGGUUAUACAAGUGAGGAUCCGGAAGUAAUAGAUGCUAGGCUUCGUGAGAUAAAAGAAAACGAGAACGUUCAGAUCUUAUUUUAAAAAUUGUGAAGAAUGUUUGAGGAGGGAGGGAGGGAAAUGAGAGAGAUGAGAGAGAGGGAGAUGAAAGAGAGGGAUGAGAGACACAACCUUUAUCUGUCUUUUUUUUAAAUUUUUCUUUAAAAUUUUUUUUCUGGAUUUUUAAAAGAUUUUCUAUUGAAGAAUGUCAUUAUACGAUAUGUUAUCGUUAGUUUUCUAAAGUAAAGAUUUUUUAGUUUGAAUAUUGUUGGAUCCAGAACAAAAUUGUUUCACCCUCAAUUAACUCUCCCUCAACUGCCCUGGAAUUUUGAAACUUAAAUAAUUUCCCUUCACGGAAAAAAAAUAAUUUAAUUACCCCCUGUAAAAAUGUGUACAACGGCGUUUCAGUCCCGAGGGCUAUUUUGGACCACCUGUAU